Messenger RNA from Ipomoea nil (Japanese morning glory), 1592 nucleotides. Its product is annotated as zinc finger protein GIS2-like. Lineage: Eukaryota; Viridiplantae; Streptophyta; Magnoliopsida; Solanales; Convolvulaceae. The record is from RefSeq and is a predicted model, not a curated record. Gene Ontology annotation, molecular function: nucleic acid binding; zinc ion binding. The transcript has 4 exons. Bases 584 to 1354 code for a protein of 256 amino acids.
AACUACCUAGUACCUACAACAGCAGCAGCGUCUCUCUAUCACAGAUUUACAGAAAUAAUCGGUACCUCGUGCAACGAGGCGGAUUGCUCCUCUUAUCUCGACCAGCUAGUUCCGGAGAGACAUAUACCGCCGGAUCGACUGUCUUUCCAUACCGGAUUAAGUUUCAGGCGAAACUGCGAAAGUCUUAUUUGGACGGAGGGAGUAAUUUCCAUAUCAUGGCUGUAGCUUUUAUUUUGGCUAAAUACUCUCUCCCCAUUUAAGUAUGAAGUUGGAGUUCUUGUGAGAUGAGAUGUCAGGGAGUGGAUGCCCAUUGGCAUCUGCUAUGUUGAAAGAGAUUGUAGUUUGGCUUGGGAUGUGGUUUACUUGAGUUAGCAUAUGUUGGUGUUUAUUACCUUGAUUUAUCAGAGGUUGUUGGGAUUUAGUUUUGAAAUGGUGGGGAUUAAAAGUGUUGUAAGGACUCAUUCAUGUGGUCUUGGGUGUGUGGUUGUGGUGGACAGGGAGGACUGGAGGAGGCAGCAGCUGGUGUGGUGUGGUGGUAUUUUUGCAGGUUGUUUGUGGUUAAUUAACUGUAAGAGUUUUGAAUAUGAGACCAGAAAGUCGAAGCAGAAGCAGAAGCCGGAGCAGAAGCAGAAGCCCAAUGGAUCGCAAGAUCCGUACCCAACGGUAUUCCUACCGUGAUGCACCAUAUAAGAGGGAUGGACGUCGGGGUUUCAGCCAGAACGGUCUGUGCAAGAAUUGUAAAAGGCCUGGUCAUUUUGCUAGAGAGUGUCCUAAUGUGGCAAUAUGUCAUAAUUGUGGCCUUCCCGGGCACAUUGCAUCUGAGUGCACUACAAAAUCUCUAUGUUGGAACUGUCGAGAACCGGGCCACAUGGCUGGGAAUUGUCCAAAUGAAGGAAUCUGCCACACUUGUGGGAAGGCAGGACAUCGUGCCAAAGACUGCACAGCUCCCCCUCUGCUGCCUGGUGACCUGAGGCUUUGCAACAAUUGCUUCAAGCAAGGUCAUAUAGCAGCUGACUGCACUAAUGACAAGGCAUGCAAAAACUGUAGGAAGACUGGUCACCUGGCACGUGACUGUCAGAAUGAUCCUGUCUGCAAUUCGUGUAACAUAUCUGGGCAUGUUGCUAGAGAUUGCCCAAAAGCUGGCAUCGUUGAAGAGAGGGGUCCUGGCCAUCGUGCUGCUGGAUAUCGGGAUGCUGGAUUUCGGGAUAUUAUGUGUAGGAACUGCUCCCAGUAUGGCCAUAUGAGUCAGGAUUGCAUGACCAUGAUGAUCUGUCACAAUUGCGGGGGAAGAGGACAUUAUGCAUAUGAAUGUCCAUCGGGAAGGUUUAUGGACCGUUUUCCCAGGAGGUACUGAUGGAUAAUACAUCGCUAUAUUCAUGGCGGUGAUUAACACCUCUUGUACUCUCUCUGGAUGAGAUUUAGUCAUGUUGUUUCAAGACCAACUCUUGGUUGAAUUUUCCUAGUCAUUGAGUUAUGUGCACUUCUAUAACAACUGUGAUUUAAGAGACUAGAACAGGCCCAUGUUUUCAACAGUUGCAAGUGAUUGUUUGGUGAUCAUGUUAGUUUAUGAAGUUUGUUUGUUUUUUUCUACA